Messenger RNA from Schistocerca cancellata (South American locust), 6741 nucleotides. RefSeq names its product tubulin-specific chaperone cofactor E-like protein (gene mlt). Gene Ontology annotation, biological process: protein folding. Gene Ontology annotation, molecular function: alpha-tubulin binding. The record is from RefSeq and is a predicted model, not a curated record. The transcript is spliced from 9 exons. The coding region runs from base 449 to 1951 and encodes 500 amino acids. Lineage: Eukaryota; Metazoa; Arthropoda; Insecta; Orthoptera; Acrididae.
UCAAAGUGAGUAUAUUUUCUCCAAGAAACAUCAGGCUCUUUGUGUACUUCUUUGACAGAGCGAUUGAAUUAUCUCAGAGAACACUAUAUUCGCGAUGUGGUAACUACAGAGGGUUCAAGUUUUCCGUACCGUUUAAGAUUUGUGCUGCCUGCGCGUGUGGAUAAAAUUUGCUGUUGAAUUGUCGAAUAGGCUGUAAAACAAAAGAAAACAAGUAAUACUUAGACCUUUUGUUUUGGUUCCGUGUUCCGCCGCGUGGGUGGCGUUCUGUCUGUGACGCAGACGCUUGUCCAACACGUCGUAAUCAGCUGGUAGCAGGCGAACGGCGCAGUGAAAGUGGCGGAGGGGCAAACAAAGAAGCGAGCGAGCGAUACAGCGACAGUUGCGAAAUGAACGCCAGGGACGGCGGAGCUGCGCCGAAAUAGAUCGCGGAUCUAAACAAUCAUAUGAAAUGCCAUCGCUUCUAGAGGCCUUAGACAAAAAGUAUGGGAAGGAGGAAGAUGACACUUUGGACCUGGACGUACCCAUAGCAAUCUACGUUCCGAAGAAAGGACCCAGAAGGUGUAUCCCGUCCCUGUUGGUGCUAAACGACUGUGAUAUUGAAUCAGCCGGAGAUGAAGACCAGCUUGGACUCAAAUGUCAUGGUGUAGAGGAGUUAGACUUGGCUCAAAACAGGCUGUCCAGAUGGAGAGAGAUCUUCGGCAUACUGCGCCAGAUGCCACGCAUCAGAUUUGUCAACUUGAGUUUCAACGACCUCCGAGAGGACCUCAUGUUCCUGGACAACAAUAAUUCUUUCCGCUUUCUUCGGAACCUGGUGCUGAACGGCACACGGAUUGACUGGAAGAGCGUCCGCAGCCUGCUGAAGAUUCUUCCCAGUUUGGAAGAGCUGCACCUGAGUUUGAACGAGUACAGCCACGUGGACCUGGAAGCAACCUCUCCAGUCGGCAGCAGCAACGGCAGCGCCAGCGUCGACAACCGAGAAGACCGACUGCAGCAGCAGGACGGUAGCUCGCACCCUCACCCUCACCCGGACCCGCAGGCGGUGCUGCGUGGCGACGUGCCGGCACCCACUGAUGAUGCGCCCUGCCUGCCGCCACACUACCAGUUCACCGGUGUCCGGAGGCUCCACUUCACGGGGAACCCCAUCACACAGUGGUCGGAAGUGGCGAAGCUGGGGCGUGCGUUCCCGCAGCUCGAAUCACUCGUGUUGGCAGACUGCCCACUAGAGUCACUCGACACGGGGACAGCAAACUUCGGCUCAGACAGCGGCUCGUCAGAGGAGAGUGAAUGCGAAUCGUGUGGCAGCAAAGUUGGAGUGGGUGAACAGCCACACACCUUUUUCCGGCAGCUGCGCUUCCUCAACCUGACAGGCACACACCUUCGCUCGUGGCGAGACAUUGACCGGGUCAGCCGGUUCCCCCAGCUUCAGUCCCUCCGCAUCUCUGGCUGUCCACUGUUCGAGGACUACACAGAACAUGAGCGGCGGCAGCUGCUCAUCGCGCGGUUACCAAAUGUCCAGACGCUGAAUGGUGGAGGAGUCAUCAGCUAUGAGGAGAGAGAAGACUCUGAACGGGCAUUCAUCCGUUACUACAUGGACAAGCCCGAAGCAGACAGACCUGAACGGUACAAUGACUUAGUAGCAGUCCAUGGGAAACUUGACCCUCUUGUCCAAAUUGAUCUCAGUCCAGAGAAAAAAGUUAAGGUGCGAGUGACCCAUGGCGAGAGCAGCGAGGUGCGCAGCAUGCUGGUCACCCAGACGGUGUGCGAGCUCAAGCAAAAGCUCACCUCCUUCUGCGGGUUGACGCCAGGUCGCAUGCGGCUCUUCUACAUCGACCAAGACAUUGGCACCCCUGAGGAGAUGAUCUACCCCAAUAAGCGGUUGUACUCCUACAAUAUCAGGUCAGGGGAUGAGAUACUCAUUGAUGCCAAACUUCAGAUGCAGCUCAGCAAGUAGGGCUAUGAAGUAGCUCACACCUCUUCCGGCGAUCUUCCAGUCUCCCAGGAGGUCACGCUCCGGGGCUCACACGGUCCGUGUUCGGAGCUCCCGUGCUGUCCCUCGGGCAUCGGCUUGUUCACAUUUGAUUGUUUAUAUUCUGUGAGCAUAUAAUGAAUGGCUGUGGGUACUGAAAGGUUACAACACUAGGUUACUUAACAGGGUGCAGGUCACCGAUGUAAACUACAGUGGAGACCCAGCCUGUGGGCACAUACAUAAACAUGUAGCAUUGCUUUGGUGUCACUCUGUCCUCUGUGGGCUGUGCAGCACUUCUGCUUCAUUAUGCUGUCAGCAUUAUGUUACCUCCUGAAAAAUAUGAUCUCAGACAGGAAUCCAGUCAUACAGUAUGUGAAAAAGUGAGAAUUAAUGGACUAUAUUAGUUCUUUGGCAUCGCCAGAGGCAACAAUAGAGACUUUUCCUGUGUUCACAUGUACAAGAUAAGUCUAACCAAAGUAAUGGAUAUAUGAGCAAAGAUGGAAAUCACUUGUACAACUUGAGCUUUGUUCUUAGUUCCCUGAGUGGAUGACAAAAAGUGUAGCUACAUUGAACAUCAUCUCCUGUAUCAGGAUUGGUUUAGUUUGGCCCACUCAGGACAUUUUACGUAAAGUAACAAAGCUUUGAUAGAUGUUUUGGAAAAAAUACAGUGUCUCCAACAGUAGAUGCAUGGUUUGCCACAAUCAUACUGUGGGUGUUUCCAUUUACAGAGUAUGUUCUUGUAGAAAUGACCAACUAUUUGGAAGAUGACAGAAUAGCAAUUUGAAGUUAAAAAGUUCAUAUAGACAUAUGUUCUAUUCAGAAUGGUUACAGAGAUAUUUUUAUUUAUUUAUACCUGUAGGUGCAAUUGAAGACUUGAAAUAAAAAAGCCUCUAAGGGCUGAAAUCGUGAAUUUGAGGAAAAUGAAUUUUAAGUAUGCUCACUAAUGUUCGUUUGAUUGCAGUAUUAAUGUGUGUUAUAUGAAAGUUAAGCAUAGUAUGGAUCUAUUUUCAAAAAGAAAUUACAAACAUUAUAAUGUAAUUGUAUUAGAAAAAAAAACUGACUGAAUGUUUAAGUGCUAUGGGGAGCUCUGAGUGCACUAGUUCAAUACUCAGCAGAAGGCUAGUAAAGAGGACAAACAACUGAAACAGAAAUGUUCUUUGUUCAUACACUAAAAGUUGAUUCUGCAAUACUUUUGUAAAACUGUCUGUGGUUAUUAUUUGUCAGGUACUAUGUUAUUUCAGCCAAAUUUUUCAUUUUUCUUCAGAGACGUGGCUUGUAAUAUCCAAAGCAAAUAGUUGAAUUUUCUUCUUGUGCACUCGUUUACAUUUGGUUUCAACUACAUGAGGCUUAUGUUUGUCCAGCCAUAACCACUGUACUUUGGAAAUGUUUGGUUUUGUUGUGUUUAUACUACAGUCUGCUGCUUUCUUGAACUUUAUUGAGUCAGAUGCAUUCAUGUUACUGACCAUAAAUGGCUUUGUCUUUAUUACUGUGUUGUGUACUUUACAUCUUCUGGAACAACACAUUUAGUAGGCUACCUAUUUUUCUUUUCCGCUAAGAAGUGACAUGAUCCUUAAACUUAUGGUUUAUUUCUUCACAAACACUGAUUAUAACUAGGUACAUCCAGAGAAAGAGAACAUGCAGCAAUUUCAUUAGCACCACGCCCUGUCAAACCCUUGUGCCACAGAGUCAUGUAUACAUCAUCGUUAUCAGUAAUUUGCACACCAAAGUUGUGCAUGAGGUAAAACAUUUGACUGUGUGUCAAAGAUGGAACGAACAGCUCUUGUUGCAAAUCUAUGGAUGUUGUACAAAUUACACUACUGCGUUUCUCAGAUUUGUUCUGUUUCAUCGUAGUCAUAGCAUUUUUGGCCGUGUGUUGAUGUAACUCCAGAUAAGCUGUCAGUUCUUUUCCUCAUGAGGGUUAAUGAGAAUCUGUGCAUGUAACUGGUGACACUUGCCACACAUGAUGAAAAAGGAGCUUAGGGAAAUGUUUCCUAAAAGUAUCAUAACAAAAAUGUUAUGUGAUGUGUGAAUCGUGGUUGAUGUUCUUGAAGGCAUUCAACAUUUGAUGUACAGUGAGAUCAGGGCAUAGAUAUUCCUUUUUCCGUUUUGCAUCUGCUGUAGUGGCUUUGCUCUCGUGGAAAAGAUUGUAUAUUCUGUAACAGUUGAUAUUCUGUUUCAACACAGAAUUUUCUGUGUUGCUUCUUAUUGCCCCUUGUCUGCUUGUAAGUGGUAAGGCUUUUAUUCUUCUUUUCAGUUAGUACCCAGAUUUUCUUCUUAGUUAACGAAAAUGUUUCAGCUAACGUUUCUCUGCAAACUUGAACUAAGUGACCUUGUGAAUGUGAAACAGUUCAAUGAACAGUUGCUCGUUUCCCACUCUGUGAAAGGUCAUCAUAGGUACUAUCAUAUUUUCUCUUAACAUGAUACUUGCAUCUUCCAGGGCAUAAAAAUCUUCAAACAGACUAACUUGGUGUUCACUGCUUAGGUUCUCGUAUUUAUACAUGCAUGCUCAAGGAGGAGAACCCUGUGAACUACACCUCACAAACCCCCCCCCCCAUCUUUUUUUUUUUUUUUUUCUCUCAAUCAACAUAAUGUAGUUAGACCUUACUGUUGCGAGAACAAGAAUAAAAAUUUUGUCCAGGUACAGUGCAGGUUAGCGAACAGUAAUGAGACUUAACCUCCUCCGCCGAAUGAGCUUUUAAAGGAAUACAUUUAUUAUUCCCUCCAUUUUUCAGCUUUUUCCUCAUUGCAGCCACAGUACCUUGUCUUUUAAUUCAUCAUAACUCUCCACUGAAAGCGUUACAAACCUCUGCUAUUUUAUCUAACAGUGAGGAGUAAGCGCACGGAACAUAGUGCCAUUCGCAUUUUAACAACAGUGGCUGUUAAACCUCAUGCCAUCUGUUGAUUGCUUUUGGUACAUUUUCAUCAUGGCAUAUAGAUCCCAUUUUACACAAAACUUCAGAAUUCUUUAUUAUGGCACUUAGAGCCCUUUUUUAUUUCAAGUCUUCAAUUGGGAUGUUAUCCCAAUGGCAACUUCAACAUUUAACUUAUAGAGUGGCACAAACAGUAUUUUGCUUACCACAUGGCACAAACGAGAGAGACUUUUCUUUGGAUCCUUUGUGUUGCCAUGUGUGCACUUCUGUGCAUUGGCAAUAAUUUUGAAUAAUUCUAUAAUAAUAACUAAAAUUCAUGAGCAACCCAUUGUUAUGAAUGUUGAUUUUAAUUUUUUGAAACAAAAUAUGUACAUAAAUUUUAAUCUACAGACUUUUCUAGCACUUUUCAACAUGUUCUCCAUUUUUUUAUAUACAAUUUUCACACUGUCCAGAAAAUUCCCUUGUGGUAAAGUUGUUUUGCAUGUCAGUUGACAGUGAUUAAUUGUAGCAGUCCUUCCACAGCUGUUCUUUAAGAUGGUACCUGCCUCCUUAACUGAGUUUGUUAAUGAGUGCCUGAGUGGUACUUGACUCUAAGGUUAGCCAGUUUGAGUCCUGGCGGUGGGUGAUAUAUUCAUUGUCAGUAUUUAGCAGGCGAAUGGAGUAAAGGUGGUGGUGUACAGUUCCUGCUUGCCGGUCUUUGCACCGAGGUCACAGAUUAAAUUCCAAACCUCUCCACACUGUCUCUCAUCAAGUGAGGGCAUGUGAGACUGUCGAUGGUGAUCUGUUCAUCAGGUAGCUAUGUUAUGCUUGGUUGCCUCCAUGGUGUUGUUGAAGGGGAGUAGGCUGUGUGUUGGCAUUGUGCGUCACACUAUAUGCUCACCUACAGUUACACAUGUGACACUACCAUAUAUUCUCAAAGGAGGAGGCCAUUGUGCAGAAGAGCUCUAUCCAAGACAGCAUCUGAAUCUACCCCUUCAGGUCUCCUGGAUGAGCAUACCAACAUCUUUACUUUACUUUUAAAAUGGUAAUCAGAGAGUUUAGUGUUGGGACUGUGCCCUUCCUGUGAGGUAUACUGAAUAAGACUCCUAUCCCCCCACCUUUUUGAUGGUGUUCAAAUAGUGUGCAAAUGAACCCCUUCUUAAACACACCCUUUACGUAUCACACCACUGGCUUGAGGGCUAUAGCUCUGCAACACCUAUCUGUUGUUGUUGUUGUUAAACCACUAUCUCCAUUACACAUGUAUUGGAAUUGCAGUUGUAACAAAGGGUUGCUCAUGACUUUUAGUAUGACCCUCUUAGAAACCAUGUGCCACAAGAAACUAAUGUACAUGAAAUAUGUUGUACUUCACAAGGAGUUCAUAACAGUAAAUGUGUGUAUAUCCUUUUGCUCUCCUCCUCUCACCCCUCCCCCACAAGGAAAAAAAAUCCUUCGUGAACAUUCACUGUUCCUCCUGGGACACAUUGUAUCAUCUGUUGAAGAUAAUUUUAAUACCCAGCACUAAGCUUUAACUACAUGCAUUGCACUGAUCGAUUAAGCUGUGGUUUCAUAACAAUUCAUAUACAGUGUGCCUCAUAUGAGAGAGUUGCAGACAAAUAAUGUGAGAACACAUUUAAAGAACCUCUUCCUUUUAUCUGUCGUCGUGUGCCAUACACACUUGAAGAUACUAAUUGUCAUAUUUUAUGAACCUCGUCCAUCAAUAGUAGUGAUCAAUCUGUUAGGGUCAACAAUUUUCCUACACUUCACUUUGUAAAACCAAGAACAGCUACAUUAGAGCUUCUAGCAGGGAAAUCUGCCAGUUAUCAGUAUCAAAUAAAACAAUAUUUGAGAAUUGUUCAUCAAAGCAUUGUUACAUCAGUGCAUAAUGUGGAGGAACACCAGAGAGAGAGAGAGAGAGAGAGAGAGAGA